Molecule: messenger RNA, 336 nt
Organism: Zymoseptoria tritici IPO323
Lineage: Eukaryota; Fungi; Ascomycota; Dothideomycetes; Mycosphaerellales; Mycosphaerellaceae
Exons: 1
Coding region: 1-336 (111 amino acids)
Source: RefSeq, a predicted model, not a curated record
AUGGAGUGCAAAGAGUGUGGAAACAGGCACGAUAGCUCCGUGAUUUUCUGGGGUGGUGACGAAGUCAAGCGUCGAGUGGUCGGUAAUACGUGGGCCGUCGAAAGGGGCGCAUCGAGGCCAAACGAGUUCUAUCGGUCGCCUGUGAUCGAGGACAUCCUCAGGCGGUGUAGAGGACUCGGCUUUCAGGUGUACGUCAAAGAGUCAUAUGAGGCUGGAGAUUGGAUGCAUGAGAUGGACCGCAACGCGAGUGGCACGCCAUGCGAUGAUGCUCCUCUUACUCGGCAAUACGCCGUGUUUCUGCCGAAAGAUGCUCCAAAGGACCGCGAAGGCGCAUGA